ACAAAUCGCAAGCAUUUUCUUGGUCGCGUCUCCUUCUCAACCAGGUCGUGCACCAAAACUCCACUUCAAAUUUCCCGGAAAAUCUCCCCUCUCCAACGCUUCCCGUUUGAGGAAACACCGAAGACUCCGGCGACGCUGUGUUACUCAACUACUUCAGCCAGAGUAGUGCAAGAUUUUCUCGCCGAGGUGGAGAAGGAGAAGCAGAGAGAAAGGGAGCAGAGGAGAAGGGCUGGUCUUGAUACCAAGGAUAUUGACGAUGAAGAUAGGGAGGAUUAUAUGGGUGUUGGGCCAUUGAUAGAGAAGCUCGAGAAGGAAAAGUUAAAGGACACUGGGAACUUGAACGCCUAUGAAGAACCUACUGAUUCUGAUAGUGAUGAAGACGAUGAAAGAUUUAGUUCUGAAUCCGUCAAAAAGAGGUUUGAUGAAUUUGAGAGGAAAUUCAAAAGACACGAGGAAUUGUUCAAGAACUUCACUGAGACUGACAACAUCGAUGACGCCUUCAAAUGGAUGAGUAAGAUCGACAAGUUUGAGCAAAAACACUUCCGGCUUCGUCCUGAAUAUCAGGUAAUUGGUGAAUUAAUGAACCGCUUGAAAGUAGCGGAUGGCAAGGGGAAGUUCAUCAUUCUUCAGCAAAAGUUAAAUAGGGCUAUUAGACUAGUGGAGUGGAAGGAAGCUUAUGACCCAAAUAAUCCUGCAAACUAUGGAGUCAUUCAACACAAACGAGUAGGUCCGUCGGUUGAUCUCAUGGAGCUAUCAGGAUUUGAAAAAGAGAAGCAAAUCAUACAAGGGGUUGAUGAUGAUGAUGAGGAAGAGUUUGAUGACAUGAAAGAAAGGGAUGAUAUACUACUGGAGAAGCUUAAUGCUAUAGAUAAGAAACUUGAAGAGAAGCUGGCAGAGCUGGAUCAUACCUUUGGAAAGAAAGGAAAGGUUCUAGAAGAAGAAAUCCGAGAUCUCGCAGAGGAGAGAAAUUCUUUAACUGAGAAGAAACGAAGGCCUCUUUAUCGAAAAGUAUGGUUCGAUGUGAAAUUAAUUGAUGUGAACAGAACCUGUAAAGUUACGAAGGGUGGGCAAGUUGUCAAAUACACUGCUCUCUUGGCUUGUGGGAACUAUCAUGGCAUUGUUGGUUAUGCAAAAGCCAAAGGACCUGCAGUACCAAUUGCUCUACAAAAGGCAUAUGAGAAAUGUUUCCAAAAUCUUCAUUAUGUGGAACGCCACGAGGAGCACACAAUUGCACAUGCAGUACAGACAGAAUACAAGAAAACAAAGGUAUAUCUUUGGCCAGCAUCAACUACCACAGGUAUGAAAGCAGGGAAAACUGUUCAAACUGUUCUGAAUCUGGCUGGUUUUAAAAAUGUCAAAUCUAAGGUUGUUGGCUCAAGGAACCCCCACAACAAUCUGAAGGCCCUCUUCAAAGCUCUGAAUGCAAUCGAGACUCCAAAAGAUAUUCAAGAAAAGUUCGGACGGACUGUUGUCGAGAAGUACUUGCUAUGAUACGAGGUUUUCUUUUUCCCUCCUUCUUUUCCAUACUUUCUCGGGUCGAAUCUGUUCUUUUUGUUGGUUCUAACUCGAAAAGGUAUUGGUAUUGGAAUUUUGGUAUUGUUUCCAUUUUUGUAGCUUUUUUUGGUUUAUCUAUAAAGGAAUUUGUUCUUAGUGGUUGUCCUCCUUUCUGGACUUUUAACUUUAUGGUAUUCUUGGGUUACGUGAAUUUAGAAUUCAAAUAUCACUUAGAUUCCUUCCU
This is a messenger RNA of Cucurbita maxima (winter squash), 1738 nucleotides long. RefSeq lists its product as uncharacterized. Gene Ontology annotation, molecular function: structural constituent of ribosome; RNA binding. Gene Ontology annotation, biological process: translation. Gene Ontology annotation, cellular component: ribosome; mitochondrial small ribosomal subunit. The record is from RefSeq and is a predicted model, not a curated record. NCBI's taxonomy places the organism in Eukaryota, Viridiplantae, Streptophyta, Magnoliopsida, Cucurbitales, Cucurbitaceae. The transcript is spliced from 8 exons. The annotation marks the transcript as partial.